Messenger RNA from Miscanthus lutarioriparius, 777 nucleotides. NCBI's taxonomy places the organism in Eukaryota, Viridiplantae, Streptophyta, Magnoliopsida, Poales, Poaceae. The record is from the annotation of a GenBank genome assembly.
AUGUCGCAACCUAGAACCGCACAAAGGAUGAAGGCGGUCCAUGAGGAAGUUGCUAAUGAUCACCCAGAGGAUGAGGAUAGGAAGACACUGGGGGAGAACUUGGGUUGCCAAGUUUUUUUUGGCUCAAGCGCUACAUGUCCUUUGGCUCGGAUUCCAAAUCCGACGAUGAUAUGGAUGAUGAAGACUCAGAAGACAUGCACCAAUACAGGGGACCAAUUCAAGGCAUUGUCUAAAUUUUACCAAAAGUUGGCCCUAGACAUUCAUAUCAUGAGCUUGUGGACCAUGAAGGAGGCGGACUUCAGCAGCAAUGCAAUGAUUCAAAUAGGCUUCUUGAACCUAGUGGUAUGCAAUCACGGGACACUAAAGUACACUAGCACCAUAGAUGAAUUGGCAAAGAGCUUCCAUCUCAACAAAUCCCGUAGCAUACUUCUAUCCUACAACCGCGUAGAGGACCACAUCAACGAUUAUGACUCUCGAGGGAGCCAACUAGAGAACAUCCAUCCCUUCAUUGAGGCGCCGAACAACUGCAAGGGCAAUGAUCUCUGCGGGUUCUAUGUCAUGCAUUACAUGUGCAACCUCAUAAAUGCUUUCUCCGGCUCACGUGUUUGGCCCUCAACACCUUUAGUAAAUUUGGAUGACCUCGGGACAUACUUAGAACUGAAGUGUCAUCUACACCCAGAGCUGACUGAUUUGGAGAUAUUUGGGUUCCAAGAAGAUCUUUCCGGUUUCAUUUUAGACAAAGUCGUGAACCCCAAAGGAGUCCAUCACCUUCUCUAA